AUGUCCGAGUGGCGCCGCUUCCUCCAUGCGUCCAAGAGCCAGAGCAAGCUCACGAUGACGCUGCCAUUGGACUACAUCCAGAAGAAGUCGGCCAUGGCGCUCUGCCUCCCCGAGCAGCGUACGGCCAUGGAGACCCUCGACAAGCUCAUCGACGAGGCGACCUCCGACUAUGCGACCGCCGAGAACUGGCCGCUCAUCAUCGCGGUCGUCGACAAGCUCAACGCCGUUCUUGACGACGAGGUCCGCGACGAGGCGGCGCGCAUGGUGCGCAUGCGACUCGCGAACCCGUCGACGACCGUCGUCCUCGCCGCGCUGCAUCUGGUCGAGGCCAUCGUCAAGAAUUGCGGCAAGGGCAUGCGCCAGCGGAUCGCCAAGCCCAAGUUGAUGCACACGCUCGAGAUGCUGUACAAGGAGCAUGCCAACAAGCGAGGGCGCGACAGCUUGGAGAUCCAGGCGCGGACGCUGGAGCUCGUGCAGGCGUGGGGCGAGGCCUUCCUUCCGUUCCGGCGCGACUUUGCGGGCUUUGUGGACACCUACCAUAAAAUGCGGAUCCAGGGCGUGCACUUCCCAACGCAGUACGACACGACGCGGGCGCCCGUGCUGUCGCCGCCGCGCGGCCACGAAGACAACCCGUUUGCGUUUGCGGCGGACCAAGUCGAGGACGAGCCGGCGCCGAGUGCGUACAAGAACCUCCCGCCCGAGGACACGUACCAUGUGACCAAGAACAUCAUGGACAUGAUGGACGACAUGCUGCACGAGUGCAGCAAGACCAACUAUGCGACACUCCACAGCAAUGACAUUCUGCAGGACUUGGCCGUGCAGCUCAAGCAACUCGAGAAGCGCCUCGUUGUCGUCAUCGAGCAAGAAGCCAAUCGGAACGGCGCGCAUCUGGAAAAGUACCUGAGCUUGAACGACGAAGUGCAGCAAGCGAUGCUCCACUUCAAAGAGGCGUGCGGGAUCGCGGUCAAGCAAGUGACGAGUCCUCCGUCGUCGCGCAAGCACAAGCAAGACGAUGCGAUGCAUGACAACGACCUUGUCAAGGAAGGCGUGCUCUCGCCCCGCAAGGCCGCCAAGUCGACCUUCGCCGACGACCGGUCGACGCCCAAGAAGCCCGCGACGACAGACGAUAACGAUGACGACGACGAUCCCUUUGCGGCCUUUGCCAAGGAGCGCGUACAAAAGCUGUCGGCGGUCGCGGGGGCCGCUGCGCCCAGCGUAGGUCCCCUCAUUUCGUUUGAUGACGAGGCGCCGGUGGUUGCUAAAACCUCCGUGCCCGAGACAACGAAGGACGACGCGCCGCUGAUUUUUGGGACGAUGAUCUGA
This is a messenger RNA of Saprolegnia parasitica CBS 223.65, 1323 nucleotides long. RefSeq lists its product as hypothetical. The transcript is spliced from 7 exons. The coding region runs from base 1 to 1323 and encodes 440 amino acids. Gene Ontology annotation, molecular function: ubiquitin binding; phosphatidylinositol binding. Lineage: Eukaryota; Oomycota; Saprolegniomycetes; Saprolegniales; Saprolegniaceae. The record is from RefSeq and is a predicted model, not a curated record. Gene Ontology annotation, biological process: protein transport to vacuole involved in ubiquitin-dependent protein catabolic process via the multivesicular body sorting pathway.